AUGGCAAUGAUACUUACGAAAUACGAUCACGUGAAAACCUUUCCUACCUAUGCAAGCAAAUUUAAAGAACUUGAUAUAUUUUCUGACAUAAAGUUUGUAACAAAUGAUCCUAUUGUUAAAACGUGUAAAGAAAAAGCUAAACAACCUGAAGGUUUUUUCUUUAUAGAUUUGUGUACAAGACUUAAUAAAUAUUUUGACUAUUUCAGUACUCUUAAACCAUUAGAUAGUAAGCAUUGUGAGUACAUUAAUUUUUGGUUAAAUGACAAAUUGAAAAGUUACAAUGAAUUGAAUUUAUAUAGAAGGAUAUUAAAUCAUGAUAUAUCAUUAGAUAUAUUUGAUACUAGAAUUGAGGAUAUACUUAAAUACAAGUCUAAACUAGGAGUUCUUUCAAAUGAUGUAGUUGAAAAAAUUAAUAUAUUAAAUAAGUUGAAUGAACAAUAUCUGUUUUUUUUAACAAAGAAGGAAAUUGGUCGAACUGUUGAUUCUGAAUUAUGCGAACAUGCUAAAAAAUUUGCUGAAAUAUAUAAUAAAGCAAUUGAUGAGUGUUCAAACUAUAAUAAUAAAUAUUGCAAGGCUCUAAUAGAAUUCAAAGUUAAAUACGAUAAACAUAACGGAUUUACAAGAACAUGUCCAAAUGUACAGGAUUUAACAAUAAUACCUGGAACACGAAAUUAUGAAUUAGAAAUACUGAGGAGGUAUGCUUCAUUGCACGGAGAUGGGACUUAUUCUGUAACUGAUGUUUUAAAAACACUUGGUAAGAUAUUAGGAGGAGCUGUCGUGUUAUUUCUUAUAAUGAAGACUUUCCUAAGCAUGAAGAUCAUGAUAAUUAUACUAGUCAUGGUAGUUAUACCCAUCAUGAAGACGAUGAUAGUUAUCGUAGUUAUGGAGAUCAUGAUAGUUAUCCUAAUUAUGAUAAUUACCAUGAUUAUCGUAAUUAUGAUGAUUAUAACUAUUAUGAUGAAGAUCAUGGGAAUCAGGUAUACAAUGAGUAUCCAUAUUACAAUGAUAGCUAUAAAUCAGUGUCACAUAAUGGACGAUAUAACAUUCAGUAUUAUUCUGCACGUGAUGAUGAAUAUAUGUACAACUGAGAUUAAACAGUAUUCCGAAUUAGUAAAUAAUGUCAUAAAAUCAAAUUAUAAUUAUAUUAAGGUGGAAAAAAAAAUAUAUAUUUGCACAAAGCUUGUAAGUUAUAAGAAACCACCAACAUAUUCUUGA
Molecule: messenger RNA, 1215 nt
Organism: Plasmodium gonderi
Lineage: Eukaryota; Apicomplexa; Aconoidasida; Haemosporida; Plasmodiidae
Product: variable surface protein
Exons: 3
Coding region: 1-1215 (404 amino acids)
Source: RefSeq, a predicted model, not a curated record